This is a messenger RNA of Rhododendron vialii, 2082 nucleotides long. RefSeq names its product external alternative NAD(P)H-ubiquinone oxidoreductase B3, mitochondrial-like. Gene Ontology annotation, molecular function: calcium ion binding; NADH dehydrogenase activity. The coding region runs from base 118 to 1860 and encodes 580 amino acids. NCBI's taxonomy places the organism in Eukaryota, Viridiplantae, Streptophyta, Magnoliopsida, Ericales, Ericaceae. The transcript has 10 exons. The record is from RefSeq and is a predicted model, not a curated record.
UCUCUCUCUCUCUCUCUCUCUCUCUCUAAAAAACAGAGUUUCCAUUUUGGAGUCUAUCUCUCUCUGCCUCUCUUCUGCGUGAACGAAAGAGAGAAAAACUAGGGUUUGUGGCCGGCAAUGAGUUGGUACGCGUUUUACCAGAGGGCCUCGAGAGCCUCUCACGACUACCCUUCCAUUACGAAACUCGCCGUUCUCUUCACCGUCAGUGGUGGAGGUCUUCUGGCUUUUUCUGAUGCCAGACCAUUCCAUGGUGCUUAUGCUGAUGCCAUUCCAGUGGAUCACAAGAAAAAGAGAGUGGUUGUACUUGGGACUGGCUGGGCUGGCACAAGUUUUUUGAAAAAUCUGAAAGAUCCUUCAUAUGAAGUUCAGGUGGUGUCACCUCGUAACUAUUUUGCAUUUACUCCUCUGCUACCUAGUGUUACAUGUGGUACAGUGGAAGCAAGAAGCAUUGUUGAACCAGUUCGCAACAUUGUUAAGAAGAAAGGUUUAGAUGUUAAAUUUAGGGAAGCUGAAUGUCUCCAAAUCGAUGCAGUGAACAAAAAAGUCUAUUGUCGAUCGAAUCCAGAUAACAAUUUGGGUGGGGAACAAAAUUUUACAGUCGACUAUGACUACCUGGUGAUAGCUAUGGGAGCCCGUUCAAAUACAUUCAACACUCCUGGAGUUGAGGAGAAUUGCCACUUCUUGAAGGAAGUAGAAGAUGCUCAGAAAAUCCGAAGGACAGUGAUUGAUUGUUUUGAAAAGGCAACCCUUCCAUCCAUAAGUGAAGAAGAGAGGAAGAAAAUUCUACAUUUUGUAAUUGUCGGUGGAGGUCCUACUGGGGUGGAGUUUGCGGCUGAGCUUCAUGACUUCGUCACUGAAGAUUUGGCCAAGUUAUAUCCUACAGCCAAAGAUGAUGUCAAAAUAACACUUCUUGAGGCUGCAGAUCACAUACUCAACAUGUUUGACAAAAGAAUUACUGCCUUUGCUGAAGAGAAGUUCCAAAGAGAUGGCAUUGAUUUGAAAACAGGGUCAAUGGUUGUUAAAGUAACUGAUAGUGAAAUCUCUACUAAAGAAAGAGCAACUGGUGAGAACCAGUCGAUACCAUAUGGAAUGGUCGUCUGGUCAACUGGUAUUGGAACUCGCCCAGUCGUUAUGGAUUUUAUGAAGCAAAUUGGUCAGGGUAACAGGCGUGCUUUAGCAACUGAUGAGUGGCUCAGGGUGGAAGGAUGUGAUAACAUAUAUGCGCUAGGUGAUUGUGCUACAAUUAACCAACGCAGAGUCAUGGAAGACAUUAUGGCCAUAUUUAGUAAGGCAGACAAGAAUCAAUCUGGUACGCUAACUGUGGCAGAUUUUAAAGAUGUCAUUAAAGAUAUAUGUGAAAGGUAUCCUCAAGUGGAAAUCUAUUUGAAGAGGAAGCAGUUGAAGAAUUUUGUUAAUUUACUGAAGAACUAUCAAGGAAAUGCCCAAAAGGAAAUCAUUGAUAUCGAACUGUUCAAAGAAGCUCUUUCUGAAGUGGAUGCACAAAUGAAAAAUCUUCCAGCAACUGCACAGGUUGCUGCUCAACAAGGUGCUUACCUUGCCAACUGUUUUAACCGCAUGGAAAGGUGUGAAACGUAUCCUGAAGGUCCACUAAGGUUCAGGGGGUCUGGACGCCAUAGGUUUCAUCCCUUCAGGUACAAGCAUCUUGGCCAAUUUGCUCCGCUGGGUGGAGAACAAACUGCAGCUCAACUUCCUGGGGAUUGGGUCUCAAUCGGUCAUAGCACCCAGUGGCUUUGGUAUUCUGUGUAUGCAAGCAAACUGGUCAGCUGGCGCACAAGAAUGCUGGUAAUAUCUGACUGGGGAAGGCGCUUUAUUUUUGGAAGGGACUCAAGCCGAAUCUGAGACCACAGCCACUGCUUAAUACAAUAAAAUUCAUUCGAUCACACGAGCUGUUACAGAGCUGUAGUAAAGCAAAUUUUGUUCUCAUUUCACAUUAAAAUUUUGACUGCGAUUAAUACUUAAAUUUUUUGUCAAGCUUAUAUCAGCAGUUACAAUUCCAUUGGUGUGACAUUCCUGGAUUAUGUAUUUCAUUAAUAUUUCUUACACACUUCAUUCUGCUUUCAA